AUGAGGGGUCGUGAUCCCAUCACUUCAGGAGCCAUUGGACGUUAUGCAGUUCCUCAGCUUUUUCAAGCAGCCGGUUAUCAUCGCGGCCAUAUUCCGCUGGAUUGGCGAGUGCAGACUCUCGAGUAUGAGAGUAUCAUCGGACCCGGAAGCGCUCAAGGCAGAUAUGUACCUAUAAGAGUUGGCAUCAAGAUCUGCGAGCUUUAUGGCCCAAAAGACUUGGUCCCAAUAUUGAAGAAAAUGUUCCCGCUCGAGAAAGGAGAGGUGGAUAUAAAGCAGACCAAGCGUCGCGACGACUUUGAAAUGUUCAAAGCUGGUGACCACAUUUUGUCGAUACGCAAGCGCGAUUGGUACGUCAACCUUGCUCAUAUCUGUUCAGCAGCCCAGGUACGUCGCCAAGAGCUACAAAAAGAGGAGCCAGAAGGCUCUGCGACCCCAACGUGUCAGAAUUAUCUCUCCCGAGCUCGCCCUUGUGCAGUGCGUCUACCACCUUUCAACUUCGAGUAG
This is a messenger RNA of Exophiala oligosperma, 504 nucleotides long. RefSeq lists its product as uncharacterized. NCBI's taxonomy places the organism in Eukaryota, Fungi, Ascomycota, Eurotiomycetes, Chaetothyriales, Herpotrichiellaceae. The coding region runs from base 1 to 504 and encodes 167 amino acids. The transcript has a single exon. The record is from RefSeq and is a predicted model, not a curated record.